Messenger RNA from Melospiza georgiana, 1987 nucleotides. RefSeq names its product endoglin (gene ENG). Gene Ontology annotation, biological process: vasculogenesis. NCBI's taxonomy places the organism in Eukaryota, Metazoa, Chordata, Aves, Passeriformes, Passerellidae. The record is from RefSeq and is a predicted model, not a curated record. The transcript is spliced from 15 exons. The coding region runs from base 32 to 1975 and encodes 647 amino acids.
GCGCUGGCUCCCGGGAGCGGCCGCCGCGGACAUGGGCCCCCGCUCCGUCCCGCUCCUGCCGCUGCUGCUGGCGCUGCUCGGCCGCCCGGAUCCCGGCAGAGCCGAGGGCUGUGACCUGCAGCCCGUGACAGCAGAGCCACCCGUCACCCUCUCCUAUGCCACCAGCACGGUGCCCCGGGGCUGUGUCAGCAACAGCUCCGUGGGCACCGACCAUGAGGUCCAUGUGCUCAGCGUCAAGUGGUCCAAGGCCUCUCCUGUCCCUCUGACGGUGACAGUGACCCCGGGAGCCGGUGCCUGCAGCCGCCCAGCAGUGCUGAUCCUCCUCUGCAGCCGCUGCCCUGCCAGCAUCACCUCCCCGUGCUCCAACCUGAUCCUCCGCACCGAUGCCCACCUCAUGCCAGAGAGCACCAUCAGAGCACCAAACCUCGAGCCACUCAUCGUCUCCAGCGAGGAGCAGCUGCUGGCCUGGGCUCUGGCUGCCUAUGGGGGCAUCACGUCCUACAGUGAGCUGCAGGACCCCCGCAGGCUCCAGCUGCACCUGGGGGAAGAUGCCCACAGCCCCCCAGGGUGCGUUCCCCAGGAGAACUUCAACUCCAUUCCACACCUUGAGGCUGAGGUCUUCUUCCACGGGGUGAAGAGCUGCUCACGCAGUGAUGCCCAGAGCACCAGGGCUGCCCACAUCAUCCAUCUGCAGUCAGAGCCCAGCUCCUCCAUCACAAGGGUGAACCUGUCUCUGAGCUGUUCUCCGAACUCUGCUGGCAACCAGAUCCUCAUCCUGCAGAGCAAGGCCAACUUCACCUGGUUCCUCUCCACAGAGUGCAACAUCCAGUUGCUGGUCUCUGGGAGUUACAAGAUGCCCCUUUUCUCCGUGCUGAUCCCUGGGAACCCCCUGCCUGACACAGAGCAGGGCCUCAUUGCUGAGGCCUUUGGGAAGAACUACAGUGUCAUUGCCUCCUACUCUGCCAUCCCUGCCAGCACCCACAUCAGCCUGCAGAUUCACGAGCACGGGACGGUCGAGACGCCCGUGAGCACCACCCCCAUGGUCAUCACACAGCCCCCAGACCUGCCCCACCAGGUGCUGCGCACGCUCAAGCCCUGGAAGUGCACAGAUGAAACCAUGGAGAUUGUCAUCAUCAGGUCCUACCUGGAGCCCAUCAAGGACGUGGUGAACAUCACCCUGAGGGACAUCCGCUGCCAGGCAGAGAAAAAUGCCACCCACUUCAUGCUGAAGAGCCCCCUCAGCCACUGUGGCACCUCGCUGGAGGGCAGGGGCUAUGCCAACAAUGAGCUCAUCCUCAGCCUGGCCAAGGACGCCGUGCUCCGGAGCGUGCGGGUGGGUUUCCAGUGCGAGAUCCCACGGGAGCUCUUCCUGCGCCUUUUCCCCACCGCCGACUUCAAGGCGCCGCAGACGGAGCUGGAGAUCAACAAGGAGGCCUUUGUGCAGGCGUCCAUGCGGUGGAUGGAUCACCCGGCCGACCUGCAGCUGAAGGAGUGCUGGCUGGUGGCCUCGGAGCGGGAGCCGGUGCUGCUGGUGCAGGGCGGGCAGGCGCGGGGAGCGGGGGUGGCUGUGCUGGACGGGCCCCCCAGCAGCCACGGCAGGAAGGUCUGGCGCUUCCGCUUCACCUACAGCGUUCCCGAGGGCGGCCACAUCCCCUUCUCCGCGUCCCUGCGGUGCAAGGCCGGCCUGCAGAAUGACACCAUCUUCGAGAAGGUGCUGGAGGUGAGAGUGAAGGAUGCCUGGCGGCCGCUCAACUACCGUGGGCUGGGGCUGGGCGCUGUCCUGGGCAUCACCUUUGGCGCCUUCCUCAUCGGGGCGCUCCUCACUGCUGUGCUCUGGUACAUCUACUCGCACACCCGUCCCAUCUCCAAACUGCAGCCGGUUUCCAGCACGGCGCCAGCCUCGGAGAGCAGCAGCACCAACCACAGCAUUGGCAGCACCCAGAGCACCCCCUGCUCCACCAGCAGCAUGGCCUGACGCCCCCGGGCC